Molecule: messenger RNA, 5104 nt
Organism: Cyprinodon tularosa
Lineage: Eukaryota; Metazoa; Chordata; Actinopteri; Cyprinodontiformes; Cyprinodontidae
Gene: atp10a
Product: ATPase phospholipid transporting 10A
Exons: 16
Biological process (GO): phospholipid translocation
Cellular component (GO): plasma membrane
Molecular function (GO): ATP binding; ATP hydrolysis activity; ATPase-coupled intramembrane lipid carrier activity
Source: RefSeq, a predicted model, not a curated record
UUGUAUCCUCUCUGUUUGCUGACCUCUCCGGUUGCUGUUCCAGGUCAUGGGCUGUGGAUGUUUCAGUACGGAGAUAAGAGACCUGUGUUUGACGUUCUUAGUCCUGAAGGGACAGACUUAUCUCCCAUCAUGUCAGCCAUUUAUCUCUUCCUCACUAUGAUCAUCGUCUUUCAGGUGCUGAUACCCAUCUCACUGUUUGUGUCGAUUGAGAUUGUAAAGAUCUGCCAAGUGUACUUCAUGCAUCAGGACAUGGAUCUGUACGACGAGGAGACAGACUCUCAGCUGCAGUGCAGGGCACUUAAUAUCACAGAGGAUCUGGGCCAGAUGCAAUACAUCUUCUCCGACAAGACGGGGACGCUGACGGAAAACAAGAUGGUGUUCCGACGGUGCACUGUGGCUGGGGUGGAGUAUUCCCAUGAUGCCAAUGCAAGAAGAAUUGCCAUGUAUCAGGAAAUUGAUUCUGAGGAGGAGGAAUGUUUGUCCCACGGAGGCACCCUGCCCAGACGGGACAGCGUCGGCAGCCAUCACAGCGGGCGCGUAGUGCUGCGCUCACACAGCACCAAGUCCCACCGCAGGACCGGCAGCAGGGCGGAGGCCAAGCGCGCCAGCAUCCUCUCUAAGCACACCGCCUUCAGCAGCCCCAUGGAGAAAGAUAUCACCCCUGACCCUCAGCUUUUGGACAAAGUCAAUGAAUGCAGCAGUCAGAUGGACUUCAUGCGCUUCCACCGCCAGCCCAUGUCCCAGCUGCCCUCUGACCUCUCUGACAUCAUCGAUUUCUUUAUUGCUCUUACAAUCUGUAACACGGUGGUGGUGUCCUCACCCAAUCAGCCCAGGCAUAAGGUCCGAACAAGGUUUGAACUGAAGUCCCCAGUUAAGACCAUUGAAGACUUCAUCAAACGCUUCACCCCCAGCCGCCUGACCUCGGGCUCCAACAGCAGCAGCUCAUCAAGUCUGAACCGCUCCUCCAACAAGGGAUGCUCCAGCUUGCUUCCAUCUCCUUCAGCUGAGAGCACGCUAACCAAACUAAACGAGGAACAGCUCUCCGGCACCUUGGAGCACACCUUCACCAUCGAUCCACCCUCCUACGACGGAAAAACCUCCGGGAACCCUGAGGAAGGAGAGCUGCGCUACGAGGCGGAGUCGCCUGAUGAGGCUGCGUUGGUUUACGCUGCCAGGGCUUACAAGUGCUCCCUGGUUGGGCGCCUCCCUGACCAGGUUACGGUGGAGCUGCCUCACUUGGGGAAGCUGAAUUUCGAGCUGCUGCACACACUGUGCUUCGACUCCACCAGGAAACGUAUGUCGGUGGUGGUGAGACACCCGCUCACUGAUCAGAUCACGGUUUAUACCAAAGGAGCAGACUCCGUCAUCAUGGACCUCAUCAAACCCUCUGAAACGGGCAACUCCAAAGGGAAACGGCAGAAGAAGAUUUUCUGCAGGACACAGAACUACCUGAACCAGUAUGCUGCAGAUGGCCUUCGCACUCUCUGCAUUGCAAAGAAGGUUUUGAGCAAAGAGGAAUACGCCCGCUGGCUGCAGCGCCACCUAGAGGCUGAGACAGCCAUUCAGGGAAGAGAGGAGCUUCUCUUUGAGUCGGCUUUGAGGCUGGAGACAAACCUUCACCUUUUAGGAGCGACUGGCAUUGAGGACCGGCUGCAGGACGGCGUCCCCGAGACAAUAGCUUCCUUGCGGAAAGCCGGCCUGCAGAUCUGGGUGUUGACGGGUGACAAACAGGAAACGGCCGUCAACAUUGCCUACGCCUGCAAACUGCUUGACCCUGAUGAGGAGAUGCUGACGCUGAACGCCGACUCCCAGGAGGCGUGCGCUGUGUUACUGGAGGAAAGUUUACAUUACAUCCAGGCCAAAUUCCUCUGCAGCUCCGGAGACCAGUCUACCAAGACCUUCAACAGUAACCUAGAACCCUUUGAGAUCUAUCCCUCCCUCUCCACCUCCUCCUCCCACGCUGCUCACUUCUUGGUGCACCGCUUGGGCUUGGUCAUCGAUGGGCGGACCUUGGCCUACGCUCUGGACAAGAGCUUGGAGGAUAAGUUUCUGGCAGUGGCGCGUAGCUGCCGCUCGGUGCUGUGCUGCCGGUCCACGCCACUGCAGAAGAGCAUGCUGGUCAAACUGGUGCGGAACAAGCUGAAAGUCAUGACCCUGGCCAUAGGUGACGGAGCUAAUGAUGUCAGCAUGAUCCAGGUAGCGGACGUCGGCGUGGGGAUAUCUGGGCAGGAGGGCAUGCAGGCAGUGAUGGCGAGCGACUUUGCUCUUCCACGUUUCCGCUAUCUGCAGAAGCUCCUGCUGGUGCACGGACACUGGUGCUAUUCCCGACUGGCAAACAUGAUCCUGUAUUUCUUCUACAAGAACGCUAUGUUUGUGGCGAUCAUCUUCUGGUAUCAGUUCUACUGCGGCUUCUCUGGCUCAGCUAUGAUCGACCAGUGGUAUCUCAUCUUCUUCAACCUGAUGUUCUCUGCCUUUCCUCAACUUAUCACCGGCACUCUGGACAAGGACGUGUCAGAAGAGACGCUUCAGCAACUACCUCAGCUCUACGUGAAUGGCCAGAACUCAGAGGAAUAUAAGCCAUACAUGUUCUGGAUGAACAUGAUCGACGCCUUUUACCAGAGCCUGGUGUGCUUCUUCAUUCCUUACUUUGCCUACGCUGACUCAGACGUGGAUCUGUUUACAUGGGGGACUCCCAUCACAGCUAUAGCUUUAUUCACCAUCCUGGUGCAUUUAGGGAUUGAGACCAAAACCUGGACCUGGAUGAACUGGUUGUCGAUAGCCUUCAGUGUCGCCUUGUUCUUCACUGCUGCUCUGUGCUACAAUGCCUCCUGUCCCACCUGCUACUCCCCCUCAAACCCCUACUGGACCAUGCAGAGGCUGCUGCAGGACCCUCUCUUCUACCUGCUAUGCACCAUCACACCUGUGACCGCGCUGCUGCCUCGAUAUUUCUACAGGGCGUGUCAAGGCACGCUGUUUCCCAGCCCGGUGCAAGCUGGAAGGCAGUUAGAUAAGCUCCCAUCCGACACCCGCAGGAACAUCCUCAGUCUGAGCAGGGUCAAGAUGGGAUCACCGCUGAGCCCUGAGCCCCACUUCCUGUCGCUCAACAAGCCCAAAGAUUGCCAGAAGAACGCAUCACAGGAAAAACAGGGUUCUGUGUUACAAACUAAUAAAGAAAAGGGUCAAAAAAGCCCGUUGGUGUCUUCAGGCUGUGAGAAACACCCCACAGACCUCCACCCACAAGCCCCUUCAGAAACAAACAUUCCUUCAUACAGCAGAAACAGUCCUCGGCUGUCCUGCAGGUCCAGCAAAGAUUGUCUGGAUGAGACUUUACAGCCAUCCGACCAGAGUCCGUCCAGCAGGAUCACUUCCACACCUCUGGUCUCACGGGCCGACAGCAUCCACCUGAACCUGCCCGCUGACAGAGCCUCACAGUCUGUUAAAUACACAAGGAGCUCAGAAGGAGAACUCUGCUCCGACCAGAGGGUUCAGCCAGCACAAAGAACCCUGCAGGCGGCAGAACCGGGUCUACACACUGCCUUAUGAUGUCUCACAGUGCAACCUCUGGCAAAAACUAUGGCGCUGCUUGUCUUUAAGUAGAGUCACUAGUUUUACCAUCUAACAUUAAAACGUUUAGCAGCUGAACAUUCUCUAAAAUUAAUAAAAAUGUAUCAUUUUGUAUUGCUUUUUUUGGGUCAAGUAGAGGAAACACUAUGAAACACCUGAUUAGAGCCACAAACAACCACAAAAACAUCCCCCUCCAGUGCUUAUUUUAUCGCUUUAAUAGUUUAUUGUAGAGUUGGACUAAUCAGCUUUGAAGACCUUUUUAUUUACCUUUAAAUUGGUUUUCUGUUCUUCGAUAUUUCAUUUUUAAAAUUUUUUUUGAAACAUUGACCUAAGUCAAUUUUUAUCACCUCUUAAUUUCUCCUUAAGAAACUGUGAUAAAAAGAAAUAGAUAUUUUUCUAGCCUUCCUUCCCUGAUGAGGCGUUUUUAUUACUAAUUAUUAUUCAUUAAUAUUUAUAAGAGAAGAAGCAACAACAUGUCAUCUGUGGGGGAAACCUGUUGUCAUAACAUGGAAUUUUAUUACAUGUCUUAUUUUAAAACGAAGACAGAAAAUUAUUUUAUUGCAAUUUAAAAAUUAGCAUUUUGGCUAAUAUGGUUGACGUUAGCAUGACCGGUAUUAAUAUUACAACACUGUCCGUUUCUAUUUGUAUCUAUAUUCUCAGCUUUAUUUCAUCUUUGUAGAGCUGUAAACAUUUUCAAAUCCAGAAAGUCCAACAGAUUUAAAAAUAAAAAACUGAAGUGGUGUUAGCCUUCCUGUUAGCUGUACUCUCCCACAGCCUGAUUUGCUCACAAGCUGACACUUUGAGUCCUCCUUUCUCAGUAAAUCCUCCUCUACAGCAAUGAGUGCUGUUGUCAGCACAGCCUGUUAGCACUUAUAGUGCUUCCUCUGCUUGAUCUUAAAAAAAAAAAGUGGCAUAAUUUACAUUUCCCUAUUGCUUCAAGUAAAAACCAAAAAAUUUCAGAAAGAAUAGUUUCUCCAUAUUGCCAGGGGUUGUAUGCUACUAAUACUCAAUUUGCACAAUAUUUCUUUUUUUAAUCAUUUUAAUUGUAUUAUUUUUUUUUAUUUCUUUGGUAUUUUCCUCUUUAUGCAUAAGGUACUUUUCUAUGUUCAGAUAAGUCAUUUACUUCAGAGAUUUGAACUGGAAAAUCUGAAAGUUUUUAGUUUUCCUUCUGAGACGCUUUUAGGUCUUAACAGAUAUGCAUCUCAUUAUUGAUCAGGUGACUUCGCACAGGGAGAGAAUGAAGACAUUCCACUGCUGACUUGUUUGGGAGGUCGUUUCCUGUCAGCUCAGCCUGUAGGGGCAUUAAAACCUGGAACAGACACCACAGUGACCUUGAAUCCUUGCUGGAAUGACUACCAAGCAAAAUCAUCUUAGAUCCUCUGCUGCUUUUAUACCCAAUCUGACUAUGACUGGGUGUGAUCAGUGAGCUCAGCUUUUUUGCAGUACAAUUUGACACCGUAUUUGCGCUGCAGUAACUGAUAACAGAUCGUUGAUUUCAGUCUGUGUCCACAGUUCAACAGUGCAAAUCGUUUUAAUUUCA